Gopherus flavomarginatus (Mexican gopher tortoise) is the source of this 1854-nucleotide messenger RNA. It is a transcript of the gene GMPR2, whose product is annotated as guanosine monophosphate reductase 2. The record is from RefSeq and is a predicted model, not a curated record. Gene Ontology annotation, molecular function: GMP reductase activity. Lineage: Eukaryota; Metazoa; Chordata; Testudines; Testudinidae. Gene Ontology annotation, biological process: nucleotide metabolic process. Gene Ontology annotation, cellular component: GMP reductase complex.
UCGGGCGUCGAGGCAGAACGGUUGUUAGUGGUGCUGGAAGUCACUGUGUGGUCAGCGGUUGAGGUGGGGAUAAGGACCCAGAAGUGGGACCAUUAGAUGUGACCUCACUCCAGGAUCUCUGGCAACUUGUCCUCCAGCACAUUUAGCCAGGACCCACAGCGCCCGAGGCCUACGGGGAAUCACCUCCGGUGGGGCCAUCAGAUCUGGGGGCUUGUCUUAUUUUUAGCCAGUCACCCUUCUGCCUUUCUCCUUCAGAGCGCCGCACCAGAUUCAUGACAGAUGCCUGGUUGCUGAGCCCCACGCCCCAGUCCCAGUAAGGCACUGAGGGCAGGGUGCCAGGGCUGGAGUGGAGUCCCCUGGGGGCCUCUGGGAUUGUGGAGGAGUCUCCCCAGCCUAUCCUGAGCCACAGUCUCUGCCUCCCUCACCAUGCCGCACAUCGAUAAUGACAUCAAGCUGGAUUUCAAGGACGUCUUGCUGAGACCCAAGCGCAGCACCCUGAAAUCCCGGAGCGAGGUGGAUCUCCUCCGAUCAUUCACUUUCCGCAACUCGCACCAGACGUAUAGUGGUAUCCCCAUCAUUGCUGCCAACAUGGACACUGUGGGCACCUUCGAGAUGGCCAAAGUCCUUUGCAAGUUCUCACUCUUCACUGCAAUCCACAAGCACUACAAGCUGGAGGAGUGGAAGGAGUUUGCUGCCCAGGAGCCCGAUUGCCUGCAGCACGUGGCAGCCAGUUCAGGCACCAGCCCCUCAGACUUCGAGCAGUUGGAGAAGAUCCUGGAGGCCCUACCCCAGGUGCGCUACAUCUGCCUGGAUGUGGCCAACGGCUACUCAGAGCACUUUGUCCAGUUCCCGCGGGACGUGCGCAAGCGCUUCCCCAACCACACCAUCAUGGCUGGGAACGUUGUGACGGGGGAGAUGGUGGAGGAGCUGAUCCUCUCUGGCGCUGACAUCAUCAAAGUGGGCAUCGGACCAGGUUCGGUCUGUACCACUCGGAAGAAGACAGGGGUGGGGUACCCCCAACUGAGUGCGGUCCUGGAAUGCGCCGACGCAGCCCACGGCCUCAACGGGCACAUCAUCUCGGACGGGGGCUGCAGUUGCCCGGGGGACGUGGCUAAGGCGUUUGGCGCUGGCGCAGACUUCGUCAUGUUAGGAGGGAUGCUGGCGGGACACACGGAGUCGGGGGGGGAGCUGAUUGAAAGGGGGGGCAAGAAAUACAAACUCUUCUAUGGGAUGAGCUCCGAGGUGGCCAUGAAGAAACAUGCCGGGGGAGUGGCAGAGUACAGGGCAUCGGAGGGCCGGGCGGUGGAGGUGCCGUUCCGGGGCGCCGUGGAGCACACGCUGCGGGACGUGCUGGGCGGGCUCCGCUCCACUUGCACCUACGUGGGUGCCGCGAAGCUGAAGGAGCUGAGCCGCCGAACCACCUUCAUCCGUGUCACCCCGCAGGGCCCCCCCCAUUCGGGGCAGGGGAGUAGAGGCCCCCAGCUCAUCCAGCGGCGGGGAUCCCCCAGCCCAUCCCCCGGCUCAUCCAGCAGCGGGGAUCCCCCAGCCCAUCCCCCGGCUCAUCCAGCAGCGGGGAUCCCCCGGCUCAUCCCCCAGCACAUCCACUGGCAGGGAUCCCAUUUUUCCCCAAUCAUUCCAUUCCCCGGAGCAGCUCCUGCCAUUGAGGGUGGCAGAUGGGACCCCCAAUUCCCUCCCUGCCUCCUCCAGGGGAUCCAUCCCCCGGUCAUCUCCCCUUACUCUGCCAAAGGGGGGCUAUGGGGCACCCCCCAGAUGGAGACCGAGAGGGGGAGACUGGGCUGAAUCAUGUGCUGUGUUUAUUUGGUGUCACCAAUAAAAGAUUUGUGGGGCACCUUC